Alligator sinensis (Chinese alligator) is the source of this 948-nucleotide messenger RNA. RefSeq names its product olfactory receptor 6M1-like. The coding region runs from base 1 to 948 and encodes 315 amino acids. Gene Ontology annotation, cellular component: membrane. NCBI's taxonomy places the organism in Eukaryota, Metazoa, Chordata, Crocodylia, Alligatoridae. Gene Ontology annotation, molecular function: olfactory receptor activity; G protein-coupled receptor activity. Gene Ontology annotation, biological process: G protein-coupled receptor signaling pathway. The record is from RefSeq and is a predicted model, not a curated record. The transcript has a single exon.
AUGAGCAACCAGAGUCAUUUGGUCAUGGAAUUUGUGCUCCUGGGCUUCCCGCUGCCAUGGCCGCUGCAGCUCCUAGUCUUCAUGAUUGUACUAGUCAUCUUUAUCUUGACCCUUAUGGGGAACCUGACUAUCAUUGCUGUGGUGUGUAUAGAUGUCAGCCUCCGUACCCCCAUGUACUUCUUCCUCUGCAACCUCUCAAUCCUAGAGAUCCUCUUUGUCCUUUCUAUUGCCCCCAAGAUGCUGGAGAACCUGUUAUCCUGGGACAAAACCAUCUCCUACUGGGGCUGCAUUGCUCAGUGCUACAUCUACUUCUUUCUGGGUACUACAGACUUUAUCCUCAUUGCUGUUAUGUCCUUUGACCGCUAUGCUGCCAUCUGCCAUCCGCUCCGUUACCCCAUCAUCAUGAGGGGACGCGUCUGCAUCUUUCUCGUCAUGGGCUGCUGGUUGGGUGGGUUCCUCUCCACCCUCUUCCCACUCAUGUUGCUUUGUCAGCUGCCCUUCUGUGGCCCCAGUGUGAUAGACCAUUUCUUCUGCGAUUAUGCCCCACUGGUGAAGUUGUCCUGCGCCAACACAGACCUCCUCCUCAGGCUGGAGUACAUCCUCUCCUGUGUUGUACUGCUCACUUCCUUGUCAUUUACCACUGUGUCCUACCUCUACAUCAUCACCACAGUCCUGCGCAUCCCCUCAGCAACAGGCAGACAAAAAGCCUUCUCCACCUGUGCCUCCCACAUUACUGUGGCCUCCAUUUUCUAUGGCAGUGCCAUCUUCAUGUAUGCCCAACCCAGUCAGGGCCACUCUUUUAGUCUACAGAAGGUGGUGGCGCUGUUCACAACGAUAGUAAGUCCUUUAUUAAACCCAUUCAUUUAUACUUUAAGGAACAAGAAGGUAAAAAAUGCCCUUAAGGCAUAUGUGACCAUAAAACAACCCAUGCAGAAGUUAAAGGCUUGA